AUGUCUACGGAGUUGGAGCUGCCCUUUCGGCCGGACAACCAGCUGACUGAGGUGAUGCGCCUGCGGGUUCAGUCCUUGCAGCAGCGAGGCCAGAAGAGGCAGGAAGGUGAACGCCUGCUGCUGCCCAACGAGGCUGUUUACCGACUGGACUUCUCGAAACAGUCCCUCCGAUUCUCGCGGUGGACGGUGUGUCUGGCUCAGGCAGGACGCGUCACCAUCACGGCCACCUCACAGCUCUGGACGCCUGACCUCACCAACCUGAUGACACGUCAGCUGCUGGAGCCCGCCGGGGUUUUCUGGAGGGCGCCGGGGGAUGCCAGCGAUGCUCCUGUUCAGUGCUACGAGGCUGACGCAUAUGAGUUUGGCGAGAGGAUCGCUGAGCUGGCUAAGGUAAGGAAGGUGAUGUACUUCCUGUUUGCAUUUGCAGAAGGCUGCAGCCCUGAGACUGUCGACUGCUCCAUCACCUUCACGGUGGAUAGCUGA
This is a messenger RNA of Micropterus dolomieu (smallmouth bass), 483 nucleotides long. RefSeq names its product olfactory marker protein b (gene ompb). Lineage: Eukaryota; Metazoa; Chordata; Actinopteri; Centrarchiformes; Centrarchidae. The record is from RefSeq and is a predicted model, not a curated record. Gene Ontology annotation, biological process: signal transduction; sensory perception of smell. The transcript has a single exon. The coding region runs from base 1 to 483 and encodes 160 amino acids.